UUCCGGUGACUUCACUGUCAUCAAACGCGUAGGACGAGUUAUCAGUUGUGCACAUUUCCGUGAGCUAAACGAGAUAAUUGUGAACUCAGUGUAUAACGCCAGUGCUGGCCGACAGGUCAUAUAAACAUAAAUAUUAUUAUAAUCACAAAUAUAAUAUAAUAUAACAUACAACAUCAAUAACAGAUAAAAUUUUAUACGCAAAGUCUGGUGUUCGUUCCUUAACUUCAAAAACUUUAAUAAAAGUUCCAAAACAAUAGUUCCAAAUUUACAUAAGAUACAACAUAAGUAAAAAAAGAAAAAUGUACUUAGAUUUGCCAGUAUUCCGCCGUUGCUGCUGUUGUUUGCCAGUGCGACAUGGCAUUAUUGCAUUCGGCUAUUUUCACAUGGUGAUCGCCUGUCUAAUGAUAUCCCUAGAAAGCUGGUUACUCACUAAAGGUUACGACGCCUCGAAACCAGCGCCGACCGUCUUCAACGGAGUUGGGUUUAUGGUUCAGGUGUGGGUGGUGUUCGUGCUGUAUGCUGUUGAUAUCGUCUUCACUGUGGUGCUGCUGGUUGGGGCACAUAGGAAACGAACCCAACUUCUCAAGGUGUACGCGUACUAUGCUAUCGCGACCUGCUGCUCCAGUUUGGUCCUCUUCAUCAUCAUGAGGUGUCAGAUGGAGGAGGAUGAGCCGUAUCUCAUCGUGUAUACGACGAUCACCGAAACUAGCCUCGCCGCUGCAGCUCUAAUUAUCAAAAUCUACUUACUGUUGUUGAUUCGAAGUGAAAUAAAGAAGUUGGAGCAAAACUGCGAGCUACGCUUCUCUAUGAAGACAGAAGAAGGAAACCCAUUUUAAAUUUGACUACUAACCCUUAAAGAGUAACCCUAGUAAUGUUAUAAAAAUUACAAGCUUUAUUUAGUUAGCUUUAGUAGUAAGCUUAAUUUAUUGUUAAUUAGUGACAAACACAAUUUUAGUAAUGUACGGCAUCUGAACUGCCCCGGGACAGGGUGGGCCGACAGGAUACGGAAACAGCCGAAAUUUAAAUUAAGAAUAUAAACUACGUAUUGCACUAGUG
Aricia agestis (brown argus) is the source of this 1056-nucleotide messenger RNA. RefSeq lists its product as uncharacterized. Bases 300 to 836 code for a protein of 178 amino acids. The record is from RefSeq and is a predicted model, not a curated record. The transcript has 4 exons. NCBI's taxonomy places the organism in Eukaryota, Metazoa, Arthropoda, Insecta, Lepidoptera, Lycaenidae.